Messenger RNA from Monopterus albus (swamp eel), 2257 nucleotides. RefSeq names its product serpin peptidase inhibitor, clade I (neuroserpin), member 1 (gene serpini1). The record is from RefSeq and is a predicted model, not a curated record. The coding region runs from base 16 to 1416 and encodes 466 amino acids. The transcript is spliced from 10 exons. Lineage: Eukaryota; Metazoa; Chordata; Actinopteri; Synbranchiformes; Synbranchidae. Gene Ontology annotation, molecular function: serine-type endopeptidase inhibitor activity. Gene Ontology annotation, biological process: negative regulation of endopeptidase activity.
AAAUUCAUUUCUCUGAUGGAUUUGCAGCAUGACACUUACCUGCGAGGGGGCGUGGUCUGCGGCAGCCGAAGAAGCAGCGAGCUGAGGCUCUGGAGGAGAGCAGCAGAGGCAGAGACCGCACACAUCCAUCUCUACCUGACACCGUUUAACGUGCUCUGUGUUGCGAUGUUGAUCCUGGACGUUUUGUCCCCGCUCCUCCUCCUCUCCAUCCUGUUGCCGGGCUACGGUUGCCGGGCGGCUGACAUUCCGGAGGACACUACAUCAGAGUUCUCGGUCAGACUGUACCACCGGCUGCAGGCAGCAGGGGGUCAGGACAACAUCAUCUUCUCCCCACUGAGUGUUACUGUAGCCCUGGGCAUGGUGGAGCUGGGAGCCAGGGGAGCAUCGCUGGAGGAGAUACGACAGGCUGUAGGAUUCAGCCACCUACUGCCUGGCGCCGAGUUCUCGUUGCUCCGGAACGUGACAGCGACCUUGUUGGACGAUGACACCCACUACAUGAUCCGAUUUGCCAACAGUCUCUUCCUGCAGGAAGGUGUCACCUUUAACCCUGAGUUCCUACAUCUGAUGAGGAAGUACUUCCAGGCUGACGUGGAAACGGUCGACUUCAGUGAAUCAGCAGCCGUGGCCGAGCAGAUCAACAGCUGGGUGGAAAAUCAUACCGAGAGUAAGAUUUGUGGGCUGCUAUCAGCCAAGGACUUCAGCAGUGUGACACGCCUGACCCUGGUGAAUGCCGUUUACUUCAGAGGCUCCUGGAAAAACCAGUUUAGACCCGAGAACACCAGAACCUUCUCCUUCAGCAAAGACGAUGGCUCUGAAGUUCAGACGCUCAUGAUGUACCAACAGGGAGACUUCUACUAUGGUGAAUUCAGUGACGGCUCUCAGGAAGCCGGCGGUGUGUAUCAGGUGCUGGAGAUGCCAUACGAGGGAGAGGACAUGUCGAUGAUGAUUGUUCUACCUCGGCAGGAGGUACCGCUGGCUUCCCUGGAGCCCAUCAUCAAAGCAGCACUGCUGGAGGAGUGGGCGAACAAUGUUAAACGGCAGAAGGUGGAAGUCUAUCUCCCUAGGUUCAAAGUGGAGCAGAAGAUUGACCUGAAGCACAUUCUGCAGGAGCUGGGAAUAAAGAACAUCUUUACUGAUGAUGCUGAUCUCUCCACCAUGACAGAUGGUAAGGACCUGUACAUUGGGAAGGCAGUGCAGAAGGCCUAUCUGGAGGUGACUGAGGAGGGAGCUGAGGGAGCUGUCGGGUCAGGAAUGAUAGCCCUGACAAGGACUCUGGUGCUGUACCCCCAGGUCAUGGCUGAUCACCCUUUCUUCUUUGUCAUCAGAAACAGGAGGACAGGGUCCGUCCUCUUUAUGGGCAGAGUCAUGACCCCUGAAGUCAUUGAGCCCAGCGACCAUGACUUUGACUCAGUGUAACCAUGGUGUCAGGUCACUCAGUCUCUGCCAGUCAGAUCCGGACGUCAUAAAUGCUACCUAUCCUCUAUCGCAUAUUCUGCUGUGUUUUAUACUCUUUAUGAAAAAAUAUACAAGCUGGAUGAUAAUAUAUGUUAUAUAUUGAAAUACAACAUGCAACACAAUGUGACUGUGUUUUGAUACCGGAAGCUUUAAACUCGUGGACACAGACAUGCAGGAAAGAGCAAGUUAUAAAUAUUCUCUCUUAAAAGACAGUUUGUAUAUGAGUGAGAAGAACACACGAUAUGUCACAUAUGCACAACCCCUUUAUGUUCAGCAGCUUCAUACUCACUUGUGCCCACACACAAUACACAAAAGCAAUUUUAUCUCUACUUCUUAAAAAUGUACUCUUUCUUACUCCAGAUGUGGUACGUUCACAUUGUAAGUUCCACACAUCAGAUAUAUCCCUGUACAUUGGACAUAUAUAAACAUAUAUGUGGUCAGUAUUUAUUGCAGAAUAAACAUGUGCAAACAUUUUGUCCUUAUACAAUGAAUCUUAGUAAUAUAUCUGUUCCAGACAGUAUUCUAGUCCAUUGUUGCUCUGUAGGCAUGUGGCUAAACUGCUGAUGAACUAAUAUGCCUUAUCACAUUUGAGUGGUUGAUUAAGCCCCAGCUGGGAAUCUCACAGGUGAGCAGAGGGGACUGCGUAACUAAGGCGGGUUGCUAUAGAGACAGACAGGAGCAUGCAGGCGCACUGAGAAAGAUCAGCUGCACCGUCUUGGAUGUACAUACAGGGAGAAACAGUAACACCAGCUGUAUUCAGUCUUUUACUCAAUAAAAAACAUGAAUGUGUUCCCAUUACAAA